CUUGUGUUAUUUCCACUUCGUCAACCCCUUCGCCUCCGCCGCCGGCGACCGGCGGAUGGCCGCCUCCCGCCGCCUCGCGCGGAAGCUCCCGUCUCUCAUCUCCAAGCACCAGCGGCUCAUCACGCCGGAGGUCGACGUGCAGGAAGACGCUGAGAGCCCCGCGUCGUCGUCCAUCCCGCUCGACCCGUCCCUGCCCAUCCUCCCGCUCGCCGUCUCCCACCUGUCGCCGCCGAGCCCCCUCCCGGCGCUCCCCUCCGCGCACGCGUCCACUCCGGAGGCCCUCCUCCGCAUCCUCCGCCACGCGCGCCACCACCCGCGCCUUGCGGCGCUCGACCUCCACCUCCUCCUCGCGGCCGCGUCUGACUCCCCGGCCUUCCGCCCCGACCACCGCCUGACGUCCCUGCUAGCCGCCCGCCUCGCGGACUCCCGCCGCCUCCCCUCGCUCCGGCGCCUCCUCGAGCUCGUCCUCUCCCGCCCAUGCCCCUGCACCGACGACUCCAUCUUCGCCUGCCCCGAGCUCCUCCCCACAUUCCGCAAGGCCAUCCUCGCCUUCGCCGCAUCCGGCGACAUCCCCGCCGCGUCUGACGCCCUCGCAUCCCUCCGCCGCGCCGCUGAUUCACCUCUCCCCGCCGAGUUUUACAACAUCAUCCUCCACGCCCUUGCUCGCCUCCGCCGCCACGAGGACACCAUCCGCUUCUACGGCGAGAUGACCUCCACCCACCGCGUCCCUCCGGAUGUCUAUACCUUCAACAUACUCAUCAACAGCUCCUGCCGCGCUGAAGGCGUUGAUGCUGCAAUGCGCUGGUUUCAGGAGAUGCGACGCUGUUGCUGUCAACCGACCAAUGUGAGUUUCAACACUCUAAUGCGUGGGUUCUUCAGAGAAGGAAGGUACAAGGAGGGCAUUAAGGUUGCACGCGAGAUGCUUCAGCUUGGGUUUGGGCUGUCGGUUGCAUCCAUGGAGAUCCUGAUCCAUGGGCUGUGCCAUGGUGGCGAGGCUCUGAUUGCAGCUGAGUUUUUUGUCGAGUUUUUGGUCGAUGGGGUGGUGCCGGAAGGUUUUGAUUGCUUGAAUUUGGUUCAGUCUCUGUGCCGUGCUCGGAGGUUGGAGAAGGCAGUGGAACUGGUGGAGUUGAUACUGGAGAGGAAUAUGUUAUCCUGCUUGAGUGUCCCUGCUGGUGUAACGGUUUUGGAGUCCGUUGUGAAGGAGGGCAAACUGGACGAAGCAUGCCGGUUGAUGGCCAGGAUGGUUGCCGAGGGGAUAGUUCCGGAUACCAUUUCUUGUAACUAUAUCUUUGAGGCACUUUGUGAAGCUAGGAGGACAGUGGAUGCAAACAGGCUGAGGCUGCAGGCCAAAGAGAAAGGUUUUAAGGCUGAUGCUUUUACAUAUAGCAUUCUUGUGCAGGGCUUUGGGAGGCAGGGUAUAAGGAAGGAGGGGAAGGCUGUAUUGGAUGAAAUGCUUGAUUCAGGGUUUGUACCAAACAUCACAGCUUACAAUAGGCUGCUUGAUGGCUUACAUAUGGGGAGGGACAGGAGGUCUUUGCAAUUACAAGAAAAAUGUUCAAGGCAUGGGGAUGCAGCGAGCUGAAAGAAUAUCAUAGAGAUGAAGCUAGCUUGGAUCUCGGAGAGAUGCUAUAUGGUACCUUAUCAAUUGCUCUGGUGCAGGUUGGAAUUUUACGAAAGAUUUCAACUGAAAUAUUUCUGAUUAUGCCUUAACACUGCAAAAUCUUAAUUGUGUCACACUUAUGCAAUCUUAGUCAAUGUGCCUCUACAUCAUAUCUGGCUAUCUGCUAGCAGAAACUUGAGGUCAGGGACCAAUCAUCACUGCACCAAUCUCCAAUUCAGCAUGGAAAUUUCGUGCAGGAUCAAACCUGAGGAUUUAGCACCCAGAAGGUCUGCCAGACUGCCAUACUCACUAGCCAGGCCUGAGCUGCAGAUGGCCACUGCCUGGUGAGCUCCAUGCUGAAGUUGUCCUCGUCCUGUUACACGCCUCGAAGGCCCGAACACCACCUCCUCAUGCUACUCCGCUGCUCACUUGGAGUGGGAAGCUGCCGUUGACCUGCUACUCAAUAUAUGAUGGUUACUGCUGCUGUGGUGUCAGAUGUUCCCUCAUGCUAACACGCUGGUGAUGUGAUUAGGUGGCCGUGGUGCCAUGGCAAGCAGGCAAGGUGGAAACAAUGAUCGCUGAUGGGAAUGAGAUAGGAAGCCAAGAGUACCGCAAAAGCCUGAGAAACUUUUAGGUAAAAAGAUAUGAGGAACAGAGGAAGGAAUCCUCUGCCUGCGACUAUGACGAGCAAUUUCCCCGGAAGCUUUACCUUCGCCUCACGCCCUCACCCAAAAAUUCAGUGUCGCAUCAGGUACCAAAAGGUUUUGGCAAAUAUAUUCUGUCAAUAUUCACAAUGUUAAUAUUUUAGUUAGGCUUGUCCAGAACGCGUGGCUAUCCCAUUGGCUGUAUCUUCCUUGUGCGGUUGGCCAUUGCAUCCAACUGUCAUUUUUAUGUUAUUGUUUGCUUUAUCUGUUAAUAUAGGGAGGAACAAACUAUAUGAGAAAUUUGAACUAAAGCAAAAGCUAGUUUGCCCUCCUUUGCGUCUAUUGUGAAGUAUGCUUAACUUCACAGAACAAAAGCUUUUCGAUUAGAAGCACACGUAGCUAUUAUAGGGUUAGUUAGAUUCAUGCUAUCAUGUAAGGGUGGUUUAAAAAUAAGCCACUACAAAGGCUAAAACCGGGUGACUGCAACUAAGACUAUUGUAAAAUGUGAACAUGCCAUUAUGUAUGUCUCAAUUACCCUUGGACCAACAUUUUGCAUACGAUAUUUAUGGACCAUAUUGCCCUCUUCUUCAACACUUCUUCCUCAUGU
Messenger RNA from Oryza brachyantha (malo sina), 2851 nucleotides. RefSeq names its product pentatricopeptide repeat-containing protein At2g36240. Gene Ontology annotation, molecular function: protein binding. The coding region runs from base 56 to 1582 and encodes 508 amino acids. The transcript has 2 exons. Lineage: Eukaryota; Viridiplantae; Streptophyta; Magnoliopsida; Poales; Poaceae. The record is from RefSeq and is a predicted model, not a curated record.